This is a messenger RNA of Sardina pilchardus (European sardine), 4751 nucleotides long. RefSeq names its product solute carrier family 45 member 4b (gene slc45a4b). Gene Ontology annotation, biological process: transmembrane transport. The transcript is spliced from 9 exons. Gene Ontology annotation, cellular component: membrane. The record is from RefSeq and is a predicted model, not a curated record. Gene Ontology annotation, molecular function: sucrose:proton symporter activity. Lineage: Eukaryota; Metazoa; Chordata; Actinopteri; Clupeiformes; Clupeidae. Bases 802 to 3189 code for a protein of 795 amino acids.
GGGUAGGUGUAGGCUACGAGAAACCCUCUCGUGGACGCUUCUACAAUGGACUAGUAUUUCCAUGCGUCUGGUGGUGGUCAGUCAGUCAGUCAGACGCACCUACAGGAUUUACUGAGCCAGUCAGUUUGAAGAUACGCAGCAUUUUUGGAAGUUGAUCACCUCAUUUUCACCUGGCUGCUUAAACGUGUUGUUACAAGCUCAUACGCUGGAAAAUUCCUGAGUUGAUUCUUCAAGGGUGGAGUUUUGCUUCAGUAACUUAGGGGGAUGGGCAAAUACAGAGAUCAGGUCCCUUGACAAUCACUGGCAUGGCCAACCUGCUGAUACAAUUUAUUUUCCCUCGAUGCUUACGAAAGAGUAUUUUGUACCGGAUUUGAUCGCCCUUGAAGGCACAAGCAAGUCAGCCAUACAUCGUGACAUCGACCAGGCUGAACAGAAAUGAUUCAUGUGUGCUCAGUGGGGAUUCGUCAUGGAGCGUUCCCAUCUCACUACCAGCCCCAUCUUCUCACCGCUGCCUUGUCCUUAAAUUCUAAGAAAGUCAUGCCUUGUCUACCUCUACUUUUAAAAUCUAUAUGGAUUUUUGACCAAUGCACAAAGCAGUAAAGAGUCUACCAAACCAAAUGGUGUAAUCGUAGCUACCUCAGUCAACACGUUUGCUUGGUGUCUUCAUGUGAAAUCCACUGGGAAUGUGUGGGUUGGACAGCAUUCCCUUGGACGUUCUGAAGAAGGGGCGCUAGAGAGGUGCCAAGGCGCAAAAGAGUCCCAAGACAUUUAGGUGACCGGUCCAUCAGUCGGAACAGGUACAUGCAGGACACCAUGGCUCCCAAGACCGCCGGCGCCGACGCCGUGUGUGUUCCAGACCAGGGAGUGGGCCUGCCACAGAAGUGCCUGAGCGGCAUCUUCCACAGAGUGAAGGAGAGCAAGCAGGAGACGGAGAGCCAGGAUGGGUCGGCUAGUGAGGGCUCCACCAGGCGCAUCCCGCUGCACAAAUGGGUCAUGAAUGGAGCGGUCAUGUUUGGCAGGGAAUUCUGUUAUGCCAUGGAGACUGCGCUGGUGACACCUGUACUACUGCAGAUAGGUCUGCCAGAGCAGUACUACAGCCUGACGUGGUUCCUCAGCCCUGUGCUGGGCCUGAUGUUCACCCCUCUGAUUGGCUCGGCCAGUGACCGCUGCACCCUGCGAUGGGGCCGCAGAAGACCCUUCAUCUUGGCCCUCUGUGUGGGCGUGCUGCUGGGAGUCGCCCUGUUUCUCAACGGGGCUCUGAUUGGCUUGUCCGCCGGGGAUGUCGUUGGCAGGCAGCCUAUUGGUAUAGUGCUGACUGUUGUUGGCGUAGUGGUGCUAGACUUCUGCGCCGAUGCCUCGGAGGGCCCAAUUCGGGCAUACCUGCUGGACGUGGCCGACACGGAGGAGCAGGACAUGGCCUUGAAUAUUCAUGCCUUUUCAGCUGGACUGGGAGGAGCGGUGGGCUACAUGCUGGGGGGUCUGAACUGGACUCACACUGCGCUGGGCAAAGCCUUCCAGGCCCAGGAGCAGGUGCUCUUCUUCUUUGCCUCCAUCAUCUUCAUCAUAUCAGUGACUCUUCACCUGUUCAGCAUCAAAGAGCAGCCGCACAGCAGGCAGCGGCGGGAGUACCUGGAGGGAGAUGAGGUGGACGGCCAGUGUCUGGUCCGGCCCAACGGCAGCCUGCCCCAGCUGGACCUGAUCGGCGAGGAGGAGUCCGGCCAAGACGAGCAUGACCGCGACGACCAGGAGAUGCAGAUGGACUUCCUGAAUGUAGACAUGGUGCGGAGCAAAAGUGACUCCGUGCUGGCCAUGCCAGACGCCACCAUUGAGCUGGACCCAGACCUGGACCGCGAUCACACUCUCAGUCUGAUCCCGGAUGUAGAUUCACCGUUUGAGAAGGACAGUGAAUCGGUCUUCCAGGACCACUUCCAAGCGGCGGAGCCAAGCUCUUUGGUGCGCUCUGGCAGCAGUCACUGCUCCCUGGCACGGUCACCGGCCAGCGUGCGCUCCGGCGCCACCAAGGCCCGUAACGGAGCUCUGUCCAGCUCCAGCUCGGGCGCCUUCGCCCCGGUCGGCGCCAACGGCCAGCCGGGCAAAGCGGGCCCGCGAGGAGGCGGUCCUCCCUGCGUGUUGUCGCGGCCCCGCCACCUCUCCUUCUACCGGCAGCCGUCGUUCACCUUCUCCUACUACGGCCGCGUGGGCCUGCAGCGGCCGCGCCGCACCCGCGCCGGAGCCGGCGCCUCGCCCGUGCGCAUCACCUCCACCCGCAGCCUGAACGACAUCGACGAGCUGACGCGGCCGCGGCGCCGGCGGCGCCCGAGGCAGCGGGACGCGUCCGAGUCCAGCAGCGAGGACGGCGAGAGCGAGGACGGGGACGGGGGCACCACGGUCAAGCUGCUGUGGCUGUCCAUGCUGAAGAUGCCGCGGCAGCUGGGCUGGCUCUGCCUGUGCCACCUGUUCACCUGGUUCUCCAUCAUGGCGGAGGCAGUCUUCUACACCGACUUCAUGGGCCAGGUCAUUUUCGAGGGAGACCCCACGGCUGCUGCUAACUCCACAGAGCUGCAUAAAUACCAUAAAGGGGUCCAGAUGGGCUGCUGGGGGCUGGUGGUGUAUGCUGCUACAGCUGCUGUCUCUUCAGCUGUACUCCAGAAAUACCUGAACAACUACGACCUUAGCAUCAAGGUCAUCUAUAUGCUGGGCACUUUUAGCUUUACUGUGGGAACUGCAGUGAUGGCUAUUUUUCCAAACAUUUAUGUUGCCAUGACAAUGAUAAGCACCAUGGGAGUCUUUUCCAUGAGCAUCUCCUACUGUCCCUAUGCCCUUUUGGGUCAGUACCAUGAAAUUAAAGAGUACAUCCAUCACAGCCCCGGUAACUCCAGAAGAGGGUUUGGUAUCGACUGCGCCAUCCUGUCCUGUCAAGUAUACAUCGCCCAGAUCCUGGUGGCCUCUGCGCUGGGGGCGGUGGUAGACGCCGUGGGCUCCGUGAGGGUCAUCCCCAUAGUGGUGUCAGUAGGCUCUCUCCUGGGCUUUCUUGUGGCUGCAUUUCUUGUCAUCUACCCUGACACGUCCGAGGAGGAUGAGGAUGAGGAAGAGGAGCCCGCUCCGAUCAACCCAGGCCCUGACGUCACAGUGGAGUAUCACCUGAACAAGCCCAGUGAGCUGAAACUAGAAGCCCAUAACAGCAGCUAAAGGCCCCCCAGAUGCUCUCCUCCGAGGCUUGGAGGCACCACACAUACAGUAUGAGCGACCCCAUACUGUACAGCCUUCAUUUUACAGAAUGCACUGCCAAACAUAAACAAUGUUGUGAGACCUCUCUUGUUGAUGUAAAAGAUAAACCUGCAGCCUAUUGCCAACAAAAGCCUUCCAUGCCAAAGGCACAGCAUCUGAUCGACUCAUGCCUGUAAGCCUGGUACAUUGUUGAAAUGUACCAAGAGUGCCUUCACUGAGGUACCAGCUAUAUUUUAUAGUUUAUCAGAUUAUGUUGUCAAGCUCAUUUUGAGUAUGGUACUGAUCAAUCCUGCUAAUCAGGUGAAGUACAGGGGAUUAUAUAUAUAUAUCUACAUAUAUGCCAAAUAACUUCUAAAAUCCAACAGUCUUACUGAAAGACAUCACGUAUCACCAUAACAAGGCAAUCUAUGCUCAUGUUACUUAUUAGAGAGGUCUUGCUGUUAGGUGUUCCUUCUCUGUUUCAUUUAGUUUCAAAAUGAUUUGUGUCACAGAUGUCUGUGAUUUAAAAGACCAUCUGCUCUUGUCAUUGUAAGGAUGAAGGCAGAUUUGAAAGGGCAGUAUGUAGUUGGUAAGUGCUCUGCAGAGUCUUUAUUCAGGAGUUGUCGCAUUCCUUAAGCCUGUAUCAGUGAGCCACACUGGCAGUGUCUGUAGGGCUCCAUACAAGCCCUUACGUUGUAAACACACUAUGCACGAUGCCAAAAAGCCUAAGGUGGAGAGCCAAGUAUUUUUCAUGAAGCUUUGAGAACUACAGUAUGAUGUGUCUGUGUGUUUAUUGAUGGUUUCUUUUCUUUUUUACACCAAGCUCUAGUCCUUUUGGUUGAUUGAAGCACAUCAGAUGGUAGCCACAAUAGUUGGAAUGCAUUCCAUAGCCUACACGUUGAGGCUUGUUAAUCACUUUAACAGUUCCCACAGGAGUGAUGGUGAGACUGCUCAAACGCAGUGUGCACAGGACCUGCAGAGAAUGGUCUGGAUGUCCCGUCAGUAGCAUGUCCCAAAACAUACAGAAGGUGUGAUGUGUCUAUGUGAUUGAACUUUGGCGUUAUAAACCAAACCCUCCGAAGACUAUGCACAUGUUUCUUCAAUCAUUUUGGUAUAUUAGGAGAAGUAAGAAUUCUAGGACCAACUUUGAUGUGUGUUGCACAAUCACUUUUUUUCUUUCAGAUGCUUUUUUAAGUAGGCCUAUGAUAGGCCUCAUAUGCAAGGAUGGGUUUUUGAUGCUUUGAAAGGACUGCUUAAUUCUAUAUAGUUGAACAUUUCUACCGGUUCCCACCUUGAUCUUGUGCUGCUGUCAAAACUUGUGCAAAAGGAAAAUAACUAUUGUUACCUUAAAGGGAGACAAAUCUUUUGUAUUCCAUAGAAUAUUAUUGUUUUUUGUUUUAUUUGUUUUUUGUUUUUUUUACAGUAAAUGUGUGCUGUGUUGUUGGACUGCUGUGAAAAAAAAAAAAACUUUAUAGAUUAUUGGAAAUGAGAGUGUUGUUUUUUAUUGUUAUUUUAUUAAUAAUAAAAUCAGUUUUUCCAGUUCA